AUGUAAAAUUAGGAUGUUGAUUUGAUCGCUCAACCAUUUCUUAAUUCACUACCCAAAGCUAUCACUCUCACUGAUCAUAGUUUCAGUCUUGAAAAUGAUAUGCUACUUGGAUGGGCUCCUAAACUUGAUUAUUCUAAAUUACUUACACUUAAUUUUACCAAUCCCUUAAAUGACUCUAUCAUAGCACAUGCUUAACUUAAUAAUUAAUUACUCUAUCUAGGAUUCAGACCAUAAGAUACUGGACAAUUACAUAAAUAAUAUUCUAAUACCUCAACCUAUCCAUUCAAAUCAAUCAAAAUACUAUAAAGAAAACCUUAAUUACCUUUCCUUGGCAUGAAUCCUAAUCUAAAUAGUAGAAUAUAAUUCAAUUCUACCUUUGAAAGUGGUAACUUAGAUCUUGUAGUCAAAAAUUCUCAGAAUUAAUAUGAUCUCUAUAUGAGAGUAGAUUCAAAUACAAAAGGUCAUACUUCAUGGUACAACUUUGAAAUCAAAGGAAUGAAGAAAACUGAAGUUAUACAAUUAAAUAUUUGCAAUUUUCGCAAAUCUCGUACCUUAUACGAAAGAGGAAUGAAGCCUUAUAUUUGGAGAUCAACUAAUCCAGAAUGGUUAUAAGGAGGAGAGUAAAUAUAAUAUAAAACUCAUUAUCAUUAACAUUAUAAUUGUUUGUCUUUUUAAUUAGUUUGCUAAGGAGAUAAUGAGAUUAUUAAAAUAGCAUAUUGUGUUCCAUACACUUUUACAUAAAUGCUUGAAUUUUGUGGGAAUAUGUAAAAAAAUUGUAAUUAUGUCGAGAAAACAACAUUUUGUGAAUCAUUGAGUGGUGUUUAAUUACCACUUUAUACAUUUAGUAAUGGUAACUGUUAGAAUUAAAAAUGUAUGAUAAUUUAAUCUCGAAUCCAUCCUGGUGAAUCAAAUGGUUCUUGGGUUAUGUAAGGAUUAUUAGAAUUUUUAUCUAGUUAAUAAGGAUUGAAAUUGAUUAAAAAGUAUAAAUAAUAAAUUUUAAUAUAGAUGUGUAAUAAAAGUUGUACCUAUGAUGAAUCCUGAUGGAGUGAUAUUAGGAAAUUACAGAACAGGUAUAGCUGGUAAAGAUUUGAAUCGAAGAUUUAAAUUAACAGAUCAUUUGUUGUUUCCUACAGUUACAGCAAUGAAAAAAUUAGUAAAAGAACAAUAUAGUAUAUUUGGAAAUAAUUUGAUUGGAUUUAUAGAUUUACAUGGUCAUUCUGGUAAGAAUAAUAAAUAUAUAAGUUAAAAAGAAUGUAUUUCUUUAUGGUCCUGAGUUUCCUUUAUGGAAUUACAAUUAUUAUAAGUGUAGAAUUUUAGCUAAAUUACUUGGAUAGAAGACUGAAAUGUUUCGAUAUUAUUCUUCAAUAUUUAGAAUAAGUCAAUAAAAGAAAUCAACAGCAAGAGGUGUAUUUGUAGAUUUAUAUGAUAUUGUAAAUUGUUUUACGAUAGAAUCAUCUAAUGGUAGUUAUUAUAAUUCAACUUAAACAUUUGAAUUUACAUGUAAACAUUGGAUUUAAAUGGGAUGGAUUAUAGGAGAAGCAUUAACUGAUUUAGUUGAAAUGUAAAAUGAAAUGGAUGUUAUUUAUAAUUUAAAAAAUGAUGAAACUAAAAGAUCAAAUAGAUAAAUCAAAAAUUAAAUGUUUAAUAAAAAAAGAAGUUUUACUGGUUAUCAAGAAGAUUAAUGUUAAGCAUAAUUUCAAAAUACAAAAUUUGCUAAUAUAUUUGAUGAAUUAAAAUAGGAUGCUGAUAAAAUGAAUUAAUCACUAUCAGAAGAAGAAUCAGAUUCAUCAGAUGAUGAUGGAAGUGAAACAUAUUUAGAGGAUAUUAAAUAAUAACUAUUAAUGGAUGGAGGACUUUCUAAAUCAAAAUUAAAAGAUAAGCCAAUUAUUUCUAUUAUGCAACCUAUUUAAAAAUCUAAAAUAGAAUAAAGAUUCAGUCCUAGAUUAUAGUAAUAAUAAUCUUCAUAAUAAUCGAUUAUGUUAAGUAUAUAAAAAAGCGAAAAGAAAUUUAAUAAUCCUUCUAGAUCUGUAUAGAAUUCUAUUAUUAAAAAAGUUUCAUCUAAUUCUUAAUCUAAAAAAUCUACUAAAAUUAGUAAUUAUAUUACCAAUUAUGCUUCUGGUUAAAAUUCAGCUACUCUUGUGUUUUAAGAAGACUAUAAUUCUAAUUAAAUUUAACCAUUAUAAUAAUUGAUGCAAGCUACUUUGUAAAGACCAUCAACAGCACAUUUAGAAGUUACAGAAGAUGAAAUGUAAUUCCCUGUUUAACUUUUUAAUACAUCUAAUUAUAAUGUAUUUAAAUAACAUACUAGAUUAAGAAGCAAAAUUACAAUAAAUAAAUAAAUUAAGGAUUAAAAAAAAAUAUAAUCUAAAUCUCAUUAGACUACACCUCCAUUAUUAUAAUAAAUGGGAAUAAAUGUUAAAAAUAAAAUAAAUACUUAAUCAAAUUUAGAAUAACUAGGAUUAAAAGUCAAACCAUAACAUUUCUUAGCUCCAAAAAAAUCAGAAGAACCUUUAAUAGCAGAUUUAAAUAAAAAUAUGAAUAGUUUUUUAGAAACUUAAAAAUCAACUAGACCUCCUAAACCUAAUGUACCUCCAUCCUUCUAUUCUGUUAAAAGACAUAUGAUGCUUAGACUUAAAAAUUGA
Messenger RNA from Paramecium sonneborni, 2642 nucleotides. Lineage: Eukaryota; Ciliophora; Oligohymenophorea; Peniculida; Parameciidae. The record is from the annotation of a GenBank genome assembly.